Molecule: messenger RNA, 1884 nt
Organism: Sycon ciliatum
Lineage: Eukaryota; Metazoa; Porifera; Calcarea; Leucosolenida; Sycettidae
Product: lipoamide acyltransferase component of branched-chain alpha-keto acid dehydrogenase complex, mitochondrial-like
Exons: 11
Coding region: 171-899 (242 amino acids)
Cellular component (GO): cytoplasm; mitochondrion
Molecular function (GO): acetyltransferase activity; lipoic acid binding
Source: RefSeq, a predicted model, not a curated record
GGUAACGUAAGCUGGUAGACUCUACGUGUGUUCUGAGCUGAGUGGCUCUGGCAGCUUUUUUGUUUCGUUUUCUCGUUCAGUUUCUCUGGCGAGGCUGAGAGAACUCAGUGGAAUAGCAGUACCGUGAGUUAGAAGCAGGGAUUUUGCAGGAGAUCAAUAGUUGCAAUACGAUGUCGCUUUUAGGUCUUGGAGGCCGGAGAUCUGCCUUCGCUCGCGGCCUAAGAUGCGUCAGCUGUAUGUCCAGAACGAAUUGCACAAGAAAGGCUGCAAAUGCGCACAAGCAUUCAAUAGUGCGCCCUCCAUUAGCCAGUCAUCCCUCCGUUGGAGCGAGAUACUUCCAAACUGCAUCAUGCCGGCACGCCAAGGUUGUGAAGCCCUUCAUUCUGAUCGAUAUGCAAGACGGAACGAGGCAGGUAACAGUCACUGAGUGGUUUGUGAAGCCCGGAGAUGUCGUCGGUAGAGCAGUCCCGAUUUGUGAAGUCCAAGAAGAUAAGAUGUCUGCUACCCUGAAGAGCCCAAUGGCUGGUGUAAUCAAGGCCACGUAUUAUGAGGUUGACCAGAUAGCAAAGGUCGGGGCCAAGCUGUUUGACAUCGAAGUGGAAUAUGACAGUGCCGUGCCCACAGAAGAAGAUCUACCGGUAGCAGCACCAGCAGCAUCAAUGCCAGAACCUACACUGAAUACACCAAGCAGUGACUGUGAGGAUCUCGGCAGAGCUCGGGUACUUGCCACCCCGGCAGUGAGACUAAUAGCGCGAGAGAACAAUGUUGAUCUUGGCACUGUUCCUGCCUCGGGCAAGCAAGGGCGUGUUCUGAAAGAAGACAUUGUUUGUUUCCUCUCUGAACUUGUUCGCCAUGGUCAACAAUCUUCUUCUCCUUCGUUCGUACUUUCACUUUCCUGACCACGAAUAUAAGCGGUACCCAUGCUCAGGACUCUGAGAAGCUGGAGGGACCCCACAAACCUCAAGCAUUGAGGAUACAACUUUUAACCAAGAACCAGGCAACAUGAUGUGCAUGUAUCACGUUCGCUGUGAUUGCAUCGUUUCAGGGUACACUGACAACAUACUAGUACUAGUAACUAGUCCUUGAUUAGCAGCAGUGGCCUGAAUUAUUGCCUGGCCGCUAUUCAUAUAAUCCUUUGGUGCUUACUCAUCGCCUUGUUCUGUCUCUAAAAUGGCGUAUGGGUGUUCUGAGGCUUGUAAUAUUUGCUCAAGCCGCGCAUUGGCAUUGGUGCAUGUCAGUAAAUGCCAGCCACUGCUGCCUAGCUCAACAUGUUUUGUAUGAUAUAGAGUGCGCUCUGUGUAUCUACAAUCGAGUGACCUGCUUGUGUGGGCUAACUGUAACUACACCAACAGUUGCACUAGUAUGUGCACUGUGCUGGCACAGUGUAUCAUACUCAGUCUUGUCACUUCUUCUCCCACGUUUACUGUAUUGUUUAAUUCACUGUACACAUCUUGCCCAGCUCCUCUAAGGCCACACAGAAUUAGUUUGUUGUUUUGGGCCACUACACUCAGCUGGUGUAAGGUUGGUCUGCUUCUCUCUUCCUUCUCUUCGACGUGUCCAGCCAAUCAUUCAUGUCAAGCUUUGCAUAACUUAGAUCACUGUAUAUACAGUCACCUGGCUGGAAACGUCCAUGGCUGCAAAAUCCCAUCUUUCUUGAGGGAUCCCAUUUUAUAGAGUGGACGACAUUCACUUUCCUGAUAGACUCACCUCAGAUGUUGGUACACUGUAUUGUACCCAUCCCUGAUUUGUACAUGCACCACUUUUUUGGCAACUCCGAACAGUGAGAAUGUCUGCUGUGGAUAGUUCUCAUGCUUUAAACUCAUUCGUAAACAAGUACGGUAUAAUACCACCAAAAUGUAGUUCAUUACAAGUCGUCGAUUAUGA